Molecule: messenger RNA, 1031 nt
Organism: Galdieria sulphuraria
Lineage: Eukaryota; Rhodophyta; Bangiophyceae; Galdieriales; Galdieriaceae
Product: alpha/beta hydrolase
Exons: 4
Coding region: 4-1002 (332 amino acids)
Molecular function (GO): monoacylglycerol lipase activity; short-chain carboxylesterase activity
Source: RefSeq, a predicted model, not a curated record
GAGAUGAGAACUUAUCAUCCUCCGUCUUUUGAACCUCCUGUUUGGACUCGACUUGGUGGACACUUUCAAACCAUCUUUGGAAGUAUUUUUCCCGUACCAAAUAUAAAAUAUGACAAACGAAGACGUUUUUGUACUCAUGAUGGAGAUUUCUUUGAUGUUGACAUUGUCUUGGGUCAUAACAAACUGAAUCCUUACGUGGUUGUCUGCCACGGCUUGGAAUCUUCUGCAUAUUCAUCUCACACUCUGAGAAUAGUCGAAAGAUUUGUAGCUCUUGGCUGGAAUGUGUUUGCAAUCAACUAUAGAGGUUGUUCUGGAGUACCCAAUCGAACCUUGAGAACUUAUCACGUUGGUUUUACGGAAGACGUGGAUCUAUUAACCAAAACUAUCUAUGAAGAGACAGAAGGAAGUUGUACAAUAUAUUUGGCUGGCUUUAGUUUAGGAGGGAAUAUUAUUAUCAAGUUCUUAGGUGAAUUGGGAAAUCGUGCAUAUGAACGCCGAAUAUUAGGAGCUACAGUUGCUUGUGUACCUCUUAAUCCCUUUUAUUGUCAACCCAAGGCAGAUCGAGGUAUUUCCAAAGUGAUAUAUGUGAGACGCUUUCUAUCUUCCUUUAAACAAAAAGCAGAAGAGCAACAUAAGAGAUUUCCCAAAGCGUUCGAUAUUCAAAGAGUGCGCAGUAUAACUACCAUAGGAGAACUUGAUGACUAUUAUAUAUCUAAAGUAUUUGGUUUUGAUGGAAAGGAAGAUUAUUAUAGGAAGAAUGGAGGUGAAUUCUUUUUGCCUUUGAUAAGAGUACCGUUGCUUAUUCUUCAGUCAAAGAACGAUCCUAUUGUGGAUACAGAACAUUUGCCACAUCCGCAGCUAUUUGAAUCUCUUCCUAUUCAUUUUUUGUAUACAGAGAAUGGUGGACAUUGUGGAUAUUUUAGUGGAUUCUUUGUACCUUCUUAUAUGGCACAAGCUAUGUCGCAUUUUUUGUCUUUUGUCAAUACAUUUGCCAAAGAAUAAAUUUCAUUGGAUAAUCCAUUGUUGUUGAC